Pseudozyma hubeiensis SY62 is the source of this 3141-nucleotide messenger RNA. RefSeq lists its product as hypothetical. NCBI's taxonomy places the organism in Eukaryota, Fungi, Basidiomycota, Ustilaginomycetes, Ustilaginales, Ustilaginaceae. The record is from RefSeq and is a predicted model, not a curated record. Gene Ontology annotation, biological process: endoplasmic reticulum to Golgi vesicle-mediated transport; retrograde vesicle-mediated transport, Golgi to endoplasmic reticulum; regulation of ER to Golgi vesicle-mediated transport. The coding region runs from base 1 to 3141 and encodes 1046 amino acids. The transcript has a single exon. Gene Ontology annotation, cellular component: Dsl1/NZR complex.
AUGGCAAAGUCUGUGCGAACCGUUACUCGAGCCAACACUUCCGCUCCUUCUCCAUCAUCUAAGUUAGUCCUGCUCUCUCGUCUCGUCUCGGCUGCUGGAGACAAGAUGGCGACGACAGACACAGGCGGAUCUGCUCCUGCAAUGCUCGAGCCGCAUCAGCUCGCCGCCUCUCUCGCUCCUCCCACCCACGAUCAACAGAUCAGCUACGUCGUCGAGCACUGCAACUACAUACUCACCCAGCUCGCUUCAGACUCUCUCUCGCCAUCGCUCGUCUCGCAUUCUGCAGACUCACAGCACGCUCCCGUCUUCACCACCCUACCAUCUUCGUCCUCGCUGGAAGCCUACCUCGAUCAGCUCACUUCGGCUCAGAAACAAGCCGACGCCCGCACCGCCCACCUCGAAUCGCAGCUGCGAAACCAGCUCCUAUCCAGCUUGUCUGGUGUCAAGCUUCUCAAGCAGAAGCUUUCAUCCCUUCCAGAUGACAUCGCCACGACCGAAGACAAGCUGCUCGACCUCUGUGAGGAUCUUGUCAUAGCUAGUUCGAGCACGUCUGCUGUUCCCGAGUCCAGCAGGGACGGCGCAGCUACCUUGAUGAACAGGCUCGACCAACUGCAUACUGCCAUCGACCAGCUUCACAAAGCGAAAGCAUACUUUUCCAUCCUGGCACAGGCAGAGGAUCUUCGUCUUGCCGUCGCACGAUGCGACCAGGACCAGGCGCAGAGGGAACAGGCGCUCCACCACCUCUCGGAGCUCGAUGCCCUCGUUCGAAAAGUCGAGAAGCUCUCUGCCGCAGGCUCCGAACAGCCUGAAGUCGGAGGAGAUGAGCCCAAGCUCGUCUCCUUCUUGCGUUCACAGCGAUCUGUCGCUUUCAAGACGCUGCGAAAAGCCAGGUGCGCCAGACUCUCAGAAGCGAUUCAGCAGACGGGUUGGUCGCAGGCUAAUGCCGAUCUCUCCACCACCAAAGACGAAGCUGGCGAUCCCAACGGCCUUUCGGCGGCCAAGCUUCUCGGGAGCGAACGAGUAAAGCUAGCCUGGUUAGACGUCUGCGAGCUUCAGGAUGCUGCCGAGCAACUCGGCUUGCUCAGCCGCGCCACCGCAAAGCCGUCCUCCAAAUCACAUUCGCAGCCAACACAGCACGAGGCGAUCACCGCUGGCAGUGACAAGUAUCAACCGCUGCUCACCACUCAAUGUCUCGUCGAGCCUAUGCUCCUCCGCUUCCGCUACCACUUCGACGGCGACCGCUCGACUAACCGUCUCGACAAACCCGAAUGGUUCCUCUCGCACAUCGCUUCGCUCAUCCGCGCGCAAGCUCCACUCUUCCACCCACCGACGCACGGCGUUCCCGGCUCGGGCGGUGUCGUCGUCCGACUAAAUCGGGCCUACGCGAACGCUUCCUCCUCACGCAAACCGUACCGUCACAUCGACACCUACGCCGAGCUCAUCCACGGCUUGCUCACCCCUCUGCGUCGCAAACUCGCCUCCACCAUGCCUGCGCUCCUGGAUCACCCUUCUCUGCUCGCACACACCGUGUUCCAAGCCCUGACGUUCGACGCCGACCUCGCCGAAUCCUUUCCACCAUCGCUCACCGUGCUCGGUGGUGCUGGUACGAGAAAGAUCUCGGACGACAUCCUGGACAACACAGAGUGGUUCAAUCGGUGGUUGGAUGGCGAAAAGGAAUUCGCUUUGCGGAGGUUUGAAGAGAUUGUGAAUGCUGCGGAUGCAUGGGCGAUAGGAAGUUCGGAUAGCGUGGCUGACGAUGACGAGCAGGUGUUCUACUCCGCCGGUUCUACCAACACAGAGGAUGAGGUGGAGGGGCAGAGGACCACGAAAUCGGCUCGAUCGACCAUGGAGAUCCUCGAAUCUGUUUCCGAGAGAUACCGACCACUUCCCUCGCUCUCGCAACGACUUUCCUUCCUCGCCAUCGUACAGCUUCCCAUCCUCCGAUCGUACGCGCAGCGGUUGACACGAAGUCUGGACGCGUUCGAGUCGCUCUCGUCCGCCUUUGCGCGCGCUAUGCCGGGAGAGAUCACCAGCGCAACUUCGGGCUCGGGCACUUCCGAUUCAGACAUGGUGAAGGGAUUGCGUGGAUUGGGUCGACUGGUGAAGGCUCUGCUGUCGGCGCAGUACGUGUGCGAGGAGCUGGAACGGUGGAGCGAAACCUCCGCAUUCGUCGAACUGUCCUCUGCGCUCGACUCAACCCAGGAAGGCAGGCAGCUCGCCUUGGGGCUGCGCAAAGAUCAGGGUGUGGAGGAGGAUAGAGAGUUGGACGCGGCGAGUUUGGGUAUGCUGUUGAGAAGAGGGUUGAAGAGAGGUGCUGCCGUAGCCCGACCUUUGGCGGCGGGUUCGAGUGGAAGUGCGGUGGGGAGUGGCGAGGCUGGCGUGGGUACGCCCAAGCUGGGCGAUGUGGGGAGCAGACAGGUGUUGAACGAAUGGGGAAGGUUCGGAGUGUGGGAGGAGCCGAGGAUGAAGUUCGGGGAUAUCGCGGCGAGGGCGGUGAUGGCGGUGGAGAGGUUGAUCACGAGCGAAGUGCUGGAACUGCUCCGACCGUACGUGCUGCGAAGAUGGGACCAACAAGAGCAGGAGGAGGACGCGGAAGAAGAGACAAUUCCGACGCCAACGCUCAUCCCAAGUUUGUCCAUGUUCUCCUCUCACCUGGGACACCUCGCGUCGAUCUUACCCAAGGAAACGCUUCUGCCGAUCUACCGACACGUCUCUUCUUCGGUCGCCAACGCGCUCGUCGAACGGAUCGUCAUGGCCGGUGGUUCCAAGCGCUUCACCUUCGCUGGAGGCGUACGGUUCGAACGCGAUCUCAAGGAAGGUUGGCUAGGAGUGGUGCGGGAAUUGGUGGAGGCGAAUGCCGGCAAGCGAGACGGAGCUUUGGGUAGGAGACCCGAGGCGCCUUGGAAGCCGGUGUUGGACGCAGCGACACUGCUGAGGCUGCCGAGUUCUACAAGUGGAGCAGGAAAGGGUGCGGACGGAGUGACGUUGGCUAAGGCGGUGCAGAUCGUGUUCGACGCUACGGACGAAGGUGGUGUCAAGGGUGAGGAGUACAAGGUGUUGUUGGAGAGGUUGGGCAACGUGGAUGAUACGAAGAUCAAUGUGAGGGAGGUGCUGAGGAGGAGGGUCGAGGUGUGGAAGUAG